CAAUGUAAUUCCUAUUCAAUACAUCAAUCUGUUACGGUUACAAACUACAGACGUUUUAGACAGCUUUUGAGCUUUGACCACAAGAAUAAAAUUUUCAACUCCUUUUUACUGACCUCUCUUGGCAAAUAUUUAUACUAAAUUGAUGCAGAUUUUUCGCAUGUCAUCUUUUUGUCUUUACAAAACUCACUUCUUAUCACUUUAAUUACAGACGCCGGCUGAAACAGUUGUGUAAUCAAUUUAAUUUAAAAGUAAUUUCAAGUAAUUAAGCUUCAACAUGGCCCUUCGUGAAAGAACCUUCAUUAUGAUCAAACCUGAUGGUGUUCAACGAAAUCUAGUCGGUAAAAUUAUCAGUCGGUUUGAAGAAAAAGGCUUUAAAUUAGUUGCUAUGAAAUUCAUGCAGGCUUCACAAGGACUCCUCGAAAAUCAUUAUGCUGAUUUGUCCAGCCUACCUUUUUUCCCCGGUUUAGUUCAGUACAUGCAAAUGGGUCCUGUUGUCCCGAUGGUUUGGGAAGGUGAUAAUGUUGUGAAGACAGGAAGAGAUAUUAUUGGAGCUACAAACCCUUUGAUGUCUGCCCCUGGAACCCUCAGAGGAGAUUUGUGCAUUCAAGUUGGAAGAAACAUCAUCCAUGGUAGUGAUUCUGUACCUAGUGCUCAAAAAGAAAUUUCACUGUGGUUCAAAGAUGAAGAGUUAGUUUCUUACAAGAGUGCCUUGGAAAGCUGGAUUUAUGAAAAUUAAUGUUGAUCUAAUAAAUUUUUUAUACUUGAAAA
Messenger RNA from Parasteatoda tepidariorum (common house spider), 768 nucleotides. RefSeq names its product nucleoside diphosphate kinase (gene awd). Gene Ontology annotation, molecular function: nucleoside diphosphate kinase activity. The record is from RefSeq and is a predicted model, not a curated record. Lineage: Eukaryota; Metazoa; Arthropoda; Arachnida; Araneae; Theridiidae. Gene Ontology annotation, biological process: GTP biosynthetic process; CTP biosynthetic process; UTP biosynthetic process.